AUGGAACAAACUGUGAAACAAGUUGGCCAAGAUAUGCGGAAUGAUGCUGCACGCCAGCACAACAAGAAGUCUCGCGAAAGAUGGUGGAGGCUUGAAGAACUGUUUAACAAUGCAGGGAACAAACCUUCUAAAGCAUCGCCAGUUGUGUGGUUUCCAGCAACUAUAGGCGACUUUGAAGAUUUGCGUGAUCAAUAUUACUAUAGCAGUAAUAAGGAGGAGAGCGAAAAUUCAAAAAG
This is a messenger RNA of Acaulospora colombiana, 236 nucleotides long. The record is from the annotation of a GenBank genome assembly. NCBI's taxonomy places the organism in Eukaryota, Fungi, Glomeromycota, Glomeromycetes, Diversisporales, Acaulosporaceae.